This is a messenger RNA of Zingiber officinale, 1844 nucleotides long. RefSeq names its product 4-coumarate--CoA ligase-like 7. The record is from RefSeq and is a predicted model, not a curated record. Bases 31 to 1689 code for a protein of 552 amino acids. Gene Ontology annotation, molecular function: CoA-ligase activity. The transcript has 6 exons. Lineage: Eukaryota; Viridiplantae; Streptophyta; Magnoliopsida; Zingiberales; Zingiberaceae.
AAGCCUAACCGAUUAGGCCACCCCCUCAAAAUGGAAGAACGAGCAAUCGUCGUCCCGAACCACCUUCCGCCAUUAUCUCCAUUGGCUCCGUCCCCCGAUCCACGAUCUGGUUUCGACUCUGCAUCCAGAACCUUCCAUAGCCUCCGUCCGUACGUCCCCCUUCCGCCGCCCGAUCGCCCCCUCUCCUUCGCCGCCUACGCUUUCUCCCUCCUCCCCUCCCCUCUCCCCUCCCACCCCGCCAUCGUCAACGCCGCCACCGGCGACACAAUCUCCUUCGUUGAUUUCAUAACCCAGGUCCGCUCCCUUGCCGCUGCCUUACGGUCCGAGGUCGGCCUCGCCAAGGGCCAUGUCGUCUUCAUCCUUGCCCCACCCUCCCUCGAUAUUCCCGCUUUGUACCUCGCCAUUCUCUCCAUCGGCGCCGUUAUUUCCGCUGCCAACCCUGCCUCCUCCCCCGCCGAGCUCGCUCGCCUUGUCUCCCUCUCGGAUCCCCACAUUGCCUUCGCCGCGUCGCAGGACGCCGCCAAGCUCCCCAGCCACGUGGCCACCGUCCUACUCGACUCGCCCCGUUUCCGCUCGUUUCUCGAUGCCGAGGCAGGGGACCUCGUGGAGGAGGAGGUCGAGCAAUCGGACGUGGCCGUCAUACAGUACUCCUCCGGGACAACCGGUAUGGUGAAGGCGGCGGCGCUGUCGCAUCUAAAUUUCAUCGCGAUGGUCGCUGGAUUCCACUCUUUGAGGAAGCCAGCGGGCGGGGAAGAGGUGACGCUCCUGGGAGCGCCCCUGUUCCAUUCCAUGGGUUUCUUCUUCUUGAUGAAAGGGUUGGCGUUGGGCGAGACGACUGUGGUGAUGGGGGGCCGGGGAGGUGUGAAGGAAAUGAUUCAGGCCGCAGAGAGAUAUCGGGCGACGGCCAUGACGGCGUCGCCCCCCGUGGUUGUUGCGAUGGCAAGGUCACUGGAGAGUGUCGGCCUGACAGCACUGGAGUACGUCACCUGCGGCGGAGCCGCACUCCCUGAGGCAGCAGCCAUGAGAUUCAUGAGGCGCUUUCCACAUAUUCAGAUCCGUCAGGGAUAUGGAUCCACUGAAGCCGGAGGCAUAUCGAGGAUGAUAUGUAAAGAAGAGUGUCAUCGGAUGAGGUCAGUCGGACGCCUCUCCCAACAUGUCGAGGCAAUGCUUGUGGAUAAUGCCACAGGAGAAACAUUAUCAAUUGGCAAAACCGGCGAGCUAUGGCUUAGAGGUCCUUCAAUCAUGUUAGGUUAUGUGGGAAAUAAGCAAGCCAAUGCAAACACCUUCGAUGCUAGAGGCUGGCUAAAGACUGGUGACCUUUGUUACUUUGAUGAGGAUGGGUUUCUUUACGUUGUGGAUAGGUUGAAGGAAUUGAUAAAAUAUAAAGCCUAUCAAGUUCCACCUGCUGAGUUAGAGCAUUUGCUUCAAUACCUUCCAGGGGUUGCCGACGCUGCUGUGGCUUCUUAUCCAGAUGAAGAGGCAGGUCAAAUACCUAUGGCUUUAAUAGUUCGACAACCAAACUCCAAACUAACUGAAGUAGAAGUAAUGAAUUUCAUUGCGAAACAGGUAGCGCCAUACAAGAAGAUUCGCAAAGUUGUGUUCACUAACAAGAUACCGAAAACGCCAUCAGGAAAGAUCUCGAGGGCUGAAUUACGCAACCAUCCAGUUUUGAAGUCCUCUAGACUAUAAGAGGGAUUCUUUUUUUGUAAUAAAUAAUUAGGUGGAUAAAUUGGACUCAUGUAUGCCCCAAUAUACUAUGUCCUCAAGUUUCUUCAAUAAUGAUCUCUCUUGGGGCCUGGGGCCUGGGGCCUGGGGCCGGACUGAUGGUCCUAGGUUCGAUGUUA